AUGUCCGCUCUCCGUGCGGUAUCACGCAGUCUCCCCCGUGCAUCCAAGCUAGCUUCCUCAAUUCAAUCACCGCUCCAGCGACGAUUUGCGGCAACAGCCACCCAAGAUGUAAAGGCACAGGUGCAGAAAGAGGCAGCUCUGCCUAACCCUGAUCCCACCUCCGACUCGGUCACUGCGUCAUUCAUUGAUGAGCGCGCGCCGUUCAUGGUCCCGACCUAUGUGCGCCCUGCGCCUAUGAUGAUGAAGGGCCAAGGUUGUUACUUGUGGGAUAUGGAGAAUCGCCGAUAUCUGGAUAUGACUGCUGGUAUUGCGGUAACCUCUCUCGGUCACUGCGAUCCCGAGAUUUCUCAAAUAAUUGCCGAACAGGCCGAGACUCUGAUCCACGCUUCGAACCUUUACCAUAACCCUUGGACUGGAGCUCUGAGUCGAUUGCUUAUUAACCGAACCCGCGAUUCUGGUGCGAUGCGCGAUGCGUCGCAGGUCUUUAUCUCCAACUCUGGUACCGAAGCCAACGAGGCUGCCAUUAAGUUUGCUCGCAAGGUCGGCCGAUCUAUUGACCCUUCAGGAGCUAAGCACGAAUUUGUCUCCUUCCACAAGUCCUUCCACGGCCGUACAAUGGGUGCGCUGUCCGCUACUCCGAACCCCAAGUACCAGACUCCAUUUUCGCCCAUGCUCCCUGGCUUCAAAUACGGUAACUUCAAUGAUAUUGAGCAGCUGCAGACUCUUGUCACAGAUAACACAUGCGGUGUUAUCGUUGAGCCUAUUCAGGGUGAGGGUGGUAUCAAUGUUGCUACUCCGGAGUUCCUUGUUGCGUUGCGCAAGCGCUGCGACGAGGUCGGCGCUGUUCUCAUCUUUGACGAGAUCCAGAGCGGUCUUUCCCGUGUUGGUAGUCUCUGGGCCCAUGCCCACCCUUCCCUGGCUCCUGCUUCUGGAGAAGCUGCCCACCCAGAUAUCCUGACUACUGCCAAGGCCUUGGGUAACGGUAUUCCCAUCGGAGCGACCAUUGUCUCUGGCAAGACUGUCGCCGAGCACAUUAAGACAGGAGAUCACGGUACCACCUUUGGUGGAAACCCGCUCGCCUGCCGCGUCGCAUAUCACAUUGUCGAGCGUCUCAACGACCCUGAGCUUCAGCGCGCUGUCCAGGAGAAAUCUACCCUAUUCAUAUCUGGAUUCCAGGCCCUGAAGGAGAAGUACCCCGAGGUCUUCACUGAGGUCCGCGGUCUUGGUUUGAUCCUGGGUCUUCAGCUGUCUCCGGCUUUCACAGCCAAGAUUUCUGAUGUUAUCACAGCUGCUCGUGAACGCGGCAUGUUGAUUAUCAGUGCCGGUGAUGGAUGUCUACGCUUCGUCCCUGCUCUUACUAUCACUGCGGAGCAGAUCCAGACUAGCUUGAAUAUUUUGGAACAGGCCGUUGAGUCGGUUGUUGCCAAGUCUUAG
This is a messenger RNA of Penicillium taxi, 1434 nucleotides long. RefSeq names its product acetylornithine transaminase. The transcript is spliced from 3 exons. Gene Ontology annotation, molecular function: pyridoxal phosphate binding; identical protein binding; transaminase activity. The record is from RefSeq and is a predicted model, not a curated record. Gene Ontology annotation, cellular component: mitochondrial matrix. Gene Ontology annotation, biological process: arginine metabolic process. Lineage: Eukaryota; Fungi; Ascomycota; Eurotiomycetes; Eurotiales; Aspergillaceae. The coding region runs from base 1 to 1434 and encodes 477 amino acids.